Lolium perenne is the source of this 1012-nucleotide messenger RNA. RefSeq lists its product as uncharacterized. NCBI's taxonomy places the organism in Eukaryota, Viridiplantae, Streptophyta, Magnoliopsida, Poales, Poaceae. The record is from RefSeq and is a predicted model, not a curated record.
UUCGCCCUAAAUUUCCCCUAAAUUUCCCACAACCACAACGCCAUCUCAAACCACGGCAAGAAUUCUUCUUGCGAGGAUUCGUGUCUAGUAGAGGAGAUGAAGCCAGCUGUGGAAGGGGACGAGCGGGCGGCGGAGAUCGCCCGCAUCAAGGCAGCCGCCGCCGACGCAGCAGCAAAGAAGGCUGCGGCGGACGAGGUGGUGGAUGUGGAGGAGGAGGAAGAGGAGGAGGAGGAGGCUGUUGAUGCUGAGGACGACGAUGACGAGGACGACGGUGACGAGGAGGAGGAGGACGACGAAGAUGAUGCUGACGAGGAGGACGACGGGGAGAAGGGGUCGGCGGGGCAGCAGGUGGUGGACAUCUCCGACGAGGAGGAGGAAGAAGCCGGCGACGAAGAGGAGGGCGGCGACGAUGAUGACGACGACGACGACGAUGAAGAUGAUGAGGAGGAUGACGAUGAAGUCGAAGGGGAGGAGGACCCCGAGGAGGAGCUGGGAACUGAGUAUCUGGUGCAGCCACUUGGCCGUGCUGAAGAUGAAGAGCAUUCUAGUGAUUUCGAGCCGGAAGAAAAUGGUGAUGGUGCGGAUGAUGAUGAGAUUGAUGAGGAUGAUGAAGAUGGUGAUGAUGCUGUUAAGGCGCAAUCCUCCUCAAAGAGGAAGAGGUCAGGUGGUGAGGAUGAGGAUGAGGAUGACGACGAUGAUGGUGAUGACGACGAUGAUGAUGAUGGGAGGCCUCCCUCAAAGCGAUAGUAAAAGUAACCUUGGCUAAUCUUCUGCUAAGGGCAAGGAAAAUAAUCUGCUUGGAGAAGAUUGUUGGUAAAUGCUUGUAGCUCUAGGACAUCUGUGGUAGGUGUAGCAGCUCAAACUUGAAGAGUCUACCCAUGUUAGUUGUUAGUGCAUACUGCUGAUGUUGAUUUAGCCUCCGGGAAUCUCUGUGAGAAUUAGAUAUGGGGCUUGUUAUAUGCUUGUGUAGCUUCUAAUUCAGUUCUGUGAAAUGUGGAUGCUCUGUUCUCAA